AUGGUGCUCAUCUCUAUACCCACAACGGUCGCAGACAAGACCCAAACAGCAACGACACUUGCAACAUGUGUCGACACAAAGUCAACCGUCAUGCUCGAGUUCCAAGGAAUGAUUGAGAUGGACGGACAGACUUGGGCUGGAAACGCACUCGGACAACUCUCUAUCCUUGACGGGGAAGUGAAAGCACAAUUGGUUAUCGGAAACCAUCGCCUGGACGGAAAGGUGGUCAUGCUGGAUAAGCCAUUACUCUUGAUCCAGAAACAGCAGAAACCAAAGUACAGUCAGGAUGUCACAACUGGUACAGCAGGUGGGAAAGGAAAGAACAAUGAUAGCAGCAAUCGUCGGCGGAGUUCUGUAUUGCCACCGCACUACCAUCACCAGGACGAUGAUACGAUGAAUACCACAACGGACGUUUCUACCGCCGCCCCCAACGACACAGAUGCGACAGGGCUGUCGGCGGAUCCACUGGCACCUUCCAACAUUAAGGAUACAGUACAGUACGAUACUGUUGCGGUUAUUCGGCAAAAGAUCAUCUUCAACACCAUGCCUGUGCCGAUCAUCCAUCAUGAACGACGUGGACUGACUGUGAUCAAACGUGGCGUAUGA
Molecule: messenger RNA, 606 nt
Organism: Linnemannia hyalina
Lineage: Eukaryota; Fungi; Mortierellomycota; Mortierellomycetes; Mortierellales; Mortierellaceae
Source: the annotation of a GenBank genome assembly